AUGAGGGGUGCCAUGACAGGAUCUGUUACCUGGGGUGACCUGGACCUACAAGGUGAUGUUGCUGUUGGAGGACUUGUCAAUGGGAAGGACCUGCAAGUGGUGCACAAUGAUGCAGUGUACAAAGAUGACGGUUCUGUUCGGGUGACAGGCAAGAAGGUCUUCCAAAACGGUCUAUCGGUGAAAGGAAACAUAAACACGGAAACUACAAAUGAUAUUGACCUUAGUAAAAGACUCUUCACUCUCCACACUGACCAAGAUAUCACUGCUCCAUUCACUUUCGAUACUAUAACGGCAGAAAAAAGUAUGACACUCGAUGGUACUUUUGAUGGGGUUGACCUAGUAAAGCUGGACUCAAGAGCCCUCAAGCAAAGCAUGGAUACCAUUGAAAACUUGGUCUUCAAUGGAAAAGUAACCAUUGGCGAUUUCCAAGUCAACGGGAAACUUGGAGGUAUUGAUGUAAAUGCAAGACUUCAAGAUGCAGUACGCUUAACUGGUAAAGAUAUAACCAUAAAAGGUACUAAGAACUUCGUUAAGGAUGUUGCCUUCAAGAAUAUCUUCACCACAAACUUGAACAACGUUAACUUCAAUACUUACUUGAACCAUGCUGUACGAAAGAAUGUCCCAAUUAACCUGAACAAAAAAUUGAAGGUGAAUGGGUUAGUGUCUGCGCCUUCAAUAACUGUAGACUCCCUCAACAUACAGGGUACAGUAGAUGGAAUCGAUUACAAGGAUUUGAUGACUAGAGCAGUUCUCCUUGAUGGCACGCAGUCUUCAACUUCAAAUUUGCAAUUCACAAAUGAUGUAUUGGUGAAGGGUAACCUUGCUACCAUCAGAUUAAAUGAUCUGGAUAUGGAUACUCAUUACCUAACCACAAAUACACCACAAACCUUUAUAACGAAUGUGGACUUUGAUAAUGUUCAUGCAUCUGCUAAUGUGGCGGUACAGGGUUCUGUUAAUAACGUUAACCUUCCUGCAGAAUUUGCAAAUACUCUGAAGAUACAAGGAGGACAAACUAUAACUGGAAUGAAAACUAUAAAUGGUGUGACAAUUGUAUCAAAUGAUGUAGAAGUAACAGGCCUAACAGGAGACGAUACCUUGGUAGACUUUUCAUCAGAAGUCGUAUAUCUGACAGAAGCUCCAACAAUAAGUGGUAGUCUUCACUUCUCUUCUGACCUGACUGUGAAAAGUUUAACUAGCACCAGUGGUGAGAUUGGAGAUAUAGAUGUGGUAGACUUGGCAAAUAAUGCUUGGUAUUACAAUGAAGCGGCUAUAAUCACUGCUAGCCUUAACUUUAUGGAUCCAGUUGUGAUGAAAGAGACUCUCCUGACUAACCACACGGUGGAUGGCAUGCUCGUAAGUGGAGUGUAUGGAGAUGCUGAAAAUGCACUAAAUACCUACUCGACCUACAACGAAGGCAUCAAGAACUUGUACAUCAACAAGUGCCCCCUUAUUGAAGAAGCCUAUAAAGAUACUCAAAAGGCCAUAUUUGAUGCAGACUAUUUCCAUUUGGUUAAUGAAGCUCAGUUUGGUGGAAAACCCAAGUCUUCUGCAUCUGCCAGAGUUGAUAACAGCUCUUACAUUGUUAUGAGCUGGGAGAAAAGUUGUGAUGUGACAAUGGACAAAUAUGGUACUUCAUUUGUCCCUACAACAACACUAUACUCCAAUUUUGGAUCUGGUAAAGACUGGAUACACUUCGAACAUCAGGGAGAUAACUACUUCAUUGGUGCUGCAUCGUCGGCAGACAAUAGCUGCAGCAGGACUAAUAGUGUAUCCUUAAAGCUAGAAAAUGAUGCACUUACUGUGCACCAAGAGCUUGUUGCUGGAGAAAGGGUUGAAAAGACUUUCAUUCAAGAAACUGGAACAGUAGGAAUAGCUAUUACUAUGGGCAAUGUUAGACACUUAUACAGCUUUAGCAGCUCUACAAACGAGUUCGAAUUGGUGAAAAAUUUACCUGCUAUUGACGAAACGGCAGUUUUGAUUGAUAGGAGUGGAAAUACUAUAGUUGUUGAAGCAUACGAGAAUGGAAUUGUGAUACCAUGGGUGAAUAAUGUCCAGCUCGGGCUAAUGGAAGUCCAUAAAAUGGAUGAUGCAGUCUUGGUUCAACAAUAUGGAAAAGUGUUCCUGAUGUGUUCAGUUACACGAGAACUUGUAUCUGGUGUAGUACACAACCUUGAGCUUUAUUUGCUUGACCCUGUUAGUGGCUUCUCUUGGCUUGAUUCUAAGCCUCUGAAUGAACCUGCUAAGCUGACCAGCUUCUUUGCUGGGAAUGCAGCAACAGGAGCUACUGUACUUGUAGCUGUACAAGAGAACUGGUGCCCAGAAGUUUACACAUUGCAUGGAAUGAAAUUCAAGCCAUUUGUGGAAAUGAAUACACCAUUAACUUGGUGGGUGGAGUACUUCAGUGUGCCUGAUGCUACUUUCCCAGAAAUCUCUAAGCAUGCUCUGUUAAUUGGACAAGGAAAUGGAGUAAAGUUGCUGGAGCUAAAGAUGAAUGGACUAACUCAUGAAGCUGGAUACAUAGAGUGCAACCCAGCAGCCUUCAAGUAUCCUGAAUUGAUGCCAAUAGUCCCGGUGUGAUAUGAUCAGAUUUUAGUUUUUUAAUAAAUUGUUAACCAAA
Molecule: messenger RNA, 2617 nt
Organism: Penaeus vannamei (Pacific white shrimp)
Lineage: Eukaryota; Metazoa; Arthropoda; Malacostraca; Decapoda; Penaeidae
Source: RefSeq, a predicted model, not a curated record